This is a messenger RNA of Blastomyces gilchristii SLH14081, 3170 nucleotides long. RefSeq names its product nuclear protein. The record is from RefSeq and is a predicted model, not a curated record. The coding region runs from base 91 to 2712 and encodes 873 amino acids. Gene Ontology annotation, cellular component: nucleolus. The transcript has 2 exons. NCBI's taxonomy places the organism in Eukaryota, Fungi, Ascomycota, Eurotiomycetes, Onygenales, Ajellomycetaceae. Gene Ontology annotation, biological process: ribosomal small subunit biogenesis. Gene Ontology annotation, molecular function: RNA binding; protein binding.
AAAAAAUUCCCCAUCCAGAACUAGAAAAUUUAUUAGCUUUAGCCCAAGCGUAGGAGCUGUUUAGCCAGUCAGUCUUAUCGCUCCACGACUAUGUCACGCCCUCUAUAUAACACGACGCAGCUCCCAAAACAGCUCCGAGAGGAGCUAGGCCUUCCAGACCCCACGAAUGCGCGUAGAGGGGAUCGCCGACACAAUGCGCGCCUCUCCCGCAAAGAGCAGCGGAAAGUGGAGCGGGCGAACAACAAAAGGGCGCAGCAUGGGCAGCGAGGGAAAUUGUCUCAAGGAGGCGCGCGGGAUGGCGAUGGAAAUAUGCGAAGAAGUGCUCCGUCUAUUGGUAGACAGGCGAGCGGGAAAACGAAACUGAAUGCGAAGCUGAAUGCGGGAACGGCGCCAAAGUCGAUUUUGAAGACGCGGAGAGAAGCCGAUGAUGAGUUUGAGGUUGAAUCAGAGGAGGAGGAGGAGGAGGACCUGGAAGAAGGUUCUAAGAGCGGAAACGAGAGUUCUACAGUGCGACCUAGAAUAUCGAGAGCUGUGGAGGAGAAACUGGCGGCGGACGAUAUGGAGAUAUCUGCGCUAGAGAAAAAGUUGGGUAUUAAGGGGAAGAAAGGGAAGCUGCCACAAUCGUUUUAUGAUGAGGGAUUAGCAGAUUUGCUUGGUGAUUUGGAUGGGGGUGAUUCGGACGAUGAGUCGCGGAAGAGGAAGAGGGAAGGGGAUGAGUGGUUGCAACGGAAGAGACUGAAGGCGCAGGCAGUAGCUAGAAAGACCCAGAAGACGAUGGAGGCGGCUAGUGACGAAGAGAGUGAAGAUGAGGAUUCUGAAGAUGAGGGCAGUUAUGCGAGUGACGAGAAUAGCGAGAGUGAUGACGAGAAUAAAUUUGAAGGAUUUGAUGACGAAGAACAAGAGGGCUCACCUCCCAAACCAAAAACGCGAGAAAACCCUUACGUCGCCCCAGUUGUGGCCUCGGAACCAGCUACACGCAAAUACAUACCCCCAUCCCUCCGAGCUCCAUCGUCCAGCGAAGCCGAGUCCCUAACCCGUCUACGACGGCAGGCCCAGGGCCACCUUAACAAACUCUCUGAAGCAAAUCUCGUUUCGAUCCUUCGAGAUGUCGAGAAGCUCUAUCAGGAUUAUCCACGGCACAGCGUCACUACUACACUAAUCGACCUGCUGAUGGGUAUGGUGUACGAUCCAAGUACUCUCCAGGACACAUUUAUCAUUCUGCACGCAGGCUUCAUAGCGGCUCUGUAUAAGGUAUUGGGCAUGGACUUUGGGGCGGAGUUUAUAGAACGGAUCGUUAAAAAGUUUGAUGAGGAUUAUGAAGGGAAGGAUGGCGGGCUCAGUAAACAGAUGGUUAAUGCGAUUUCCUUAUUGUCGCAUCUUUAUAACUUCCAUGUUAUCGGAUGUAGCUUGAUUUUCGACUAUAUCCGCCUCUUCCUGAAGGAAAUAAAUGAAGUGAAUACGGAGCUACUUCUGAAAAUGAUUAGAAAUUCCGGGCCCCAACUCCGACAAGACGACCCGUCCUCUCUCAAAGACAUAAUCCUCCUGAUCCAACCCGCAGUCUCCCAAAUCGGCGAGGCCGCCUUAUCCGUCCGCACGAAAUUCAUGAUCGAAACAAUGACAGACCUGAAAAACAACAGAAUGAAAACUGGAGCCACAGCAUCCGCCAUCUCAUCCGAGCACAUCACACGCAUGAGAAAAAUCCUCGGAUCGCUCAACAACUCGCGCACCAUCCGUGCCAGCGAGCCCAUCCGCAUCGGCCGCACAGAUAUCCACAACUCCACCAAGAAGGGGAAAUGGUGGCUAGUGGGUGCAAGUUGGAAAAACGACGACGAUCCAACCAACCAAUCUGCGCCGGUUGUUAUCGAUGCUGCGGCAGCUCUGCCUGACACGCUGGCCGAUGACAUCGGUGGUAAUGAAGUCGAUCUCGCACAGCUAGCCAGAGCCCAUCGCAUGAAUACUGACGUUCGGCGAUCCAUAUUUGUGGCAAUCAUGUCCGCGGCCGAUUGUCGUGAUGCCCAUGUCCGGCUUGCGAAGCUACGAUUAAAACGCAACCAGGAGGGAGAGAUCCCCCGCGUUGUCCUGCAUUGCGCGAUGGAGGAAGAAGCACAUAAUCCGUAUUACACGCUUAUAGCGCGGAAGCUCUGCGGGGAGCGGAGAAUGAAGAUGGCGUUCAUGUUCUCGUUAUGGGAUGUGUUUAAGCGUAUGGGUGAGAAGGGUGAUAUGGACGAGGAGGAUUUCGAUGCCGAUAUCGAUGAAAACAGCGAUAAUGCUGUGACCAGCAAAGCUAUUGUGAAUCUGGCGAAAAUGUUCGGUAGCAUGGUUGCGGAUGGUGCGCUUACCUUGGGCAUCCUCAAGGUCUUGGACUUUGCGUACCUGCAGCCGAAGACGAAGACGUUCGUUGAGUUGCUGCUUGUGACUGUCAUGGUACAGACGCAGCAGAAGAGGUUAAGGAAACUGCGGAGGAAUGAACAAGCGCCGUCAGGUUCUAAGGAAGCGGAUGGAGAAGAAUUUGACGAAAAGGCACUGGCGGAUGUGUUCAUGAGAACCCGGGAGACGCCGCAGAUUGUCCCGCGCCUAAUUUACUUUAUUCGCAAGGUUGUUGCGAAGACGGAUAUUGUGGCGUCAAAGAAGGAAAAGAGGAUCGUUAAAUGGGCAAGCAAUAUUGCUUUGGAUACGCUGAAGGUCGUAUCUCGGGCUGUUGAUGAUUCUUGAUAUCCUUCUCAGUUGUCCCUCGAUUCGUAUGCAUAGCGUGUAAGCGAGUAGAGUGAAUGCUUUCCACCCAUGUAUUACAACAGGACCAUAAUAUGAAGAUUGCAUCAUCUUUUCCCACCUCUAGUAUCUUAUGUAUCAAUGCCCAGCUUUGGAAAUAUGUCAGUUAAGGCUUGUAGAUGCUUUACUGAUGGUGAAGACCCAUGCCGAUAUUCCGAUAGGCCGGGCCCAUCCCCAUCUCUAGGAAGGAGAAAGCUAUCCCAACCAGCAUUGAUAGCCCCUUCGUAAUCGUUUUCAUAAUGAUCUCCAAUAUGUAUACAGGUCCAAUCUGUAUCUUUGGGCAAUAAAGAUCCAUCACUCUCAAUGCACUUCUUUGCCCUCUCUUUAGCAAAAUCAAAAAUCUUUCGAUGAGGCUUCUCCUCUCCAGCCUCAUAGCUAGUAACGAUAAAAUCGAUAUCAGC